This is a messenger RNA of Amaranthus tricolor (Joseph's coat), 1862 nucleotides long. Its product is annotated as probable 26S proteasome non-ATPase regulatory subunit 3. The transcript has 8 exons. Gene Ontology annotation, molecular function: enzyme regulator activity. The record is from RefSeq and is a predicted model, not a curated record. NCBI's taxonomy places the organism in Eukaryota, Viridiplantae, Streptophyta, Magnoliopsida, Caryophyllales, Amaranthaceae. Gene Ontology annotation, biological process: ubiquitin-dependent protein catabolic process; regulation of protein catabolic process. The coding region runs from base 234 to 1697 and encodes 487 amino acids. Gene Ontology annotation, cellular component: proteasome regulatory particle, lid subcomplex; proteasome complex.
CCUUUGAAAUUUCUCAUGUUUUUUUGUUGAUUGGAAUCUGGAGCUUCUUGUAGCAAACGAAAACGAACUUCAACUCCCUUACUCCUUGUAGCUAACCAAAUAAUCCUCACUCAAAAUCCUAACCAAUUUCCCCAAAUCAUCUUAAUUUAGGGUUUAUAUUAUCAAGUUCAUCCACAUUUCUUCAAUUUCGGCAAUAAACAACUUCAUUCAAUUUCAGUCACAAGUCCAUAAAAAUGACGCAAGAUGUGGAAAUGAAGGAUACUCAACCUCACUCAAAUUCUCUCUCCUCUUCUGAUCCACCCACUUUGAAGCAUUUAAAGGAAAUUGGAUCUUUGUUGGAGACGGGGUCUUACACUAAGGAAAAUCGUCGUAUUUCCCGGGCAAUUCGUCUUACGUUUGCGAUUCGUCGAAAGCUCACUGCUCGUGUGCUCAAUUUAUUCCUUGAUUAUGCUCUUUCUUCUGGUUCUGAAGCUCAUGGAAGAAUCUCUGCUUUUCUUCCAAAGGGAGGUGAACAUGAGAUGGAAGUUGACACUGCUACAUCUGUUGUCCAAUCUUUUGGGAAGAGUACUAUACCAGAGCUGGAAAUCUACUGUUACUUGAUUGUAUUAUUGUUUCUUAUUGAUCAAAAAUUGUACAAUGAGGCUAAGUCUUGUGCUUGUGCAAGCAUUGUUCGAUUGAAGUCAUUAAAAAGAAGGGUUGCAGAUGUUCUAGCAUCAAAGUUGUAUUCCUUCUAUUCACUUAGUUAUGAGCUUACUGGUGAUCUUGCUGAAAUCCGUGGUGAACUACUUACUCUACACCGUUUGGCAACCUUGAAUCAUGAUGAGCUUGGUCAGGAAACACUUCUGAAUUUGUUGCUUCGAAAUUACUUGCAUUACAAUUUAUAUGAUCAAGCUGAAAAGCUUAGGUCUAGGGCACCAAGUUUUGGGGCUCACUCUAAUCAGCAGCAUUGCCGUCACCUCUUUUAUGUUGGAAAGAUCCAGACGAUUCAAUUGGAGUAUACAGAUGCAAAGGAGAGCCUUCUUCAGGCUGCUAGGAAAGCACCUGUUGCAGCCCGUGGCUUCAGGAUUCAGUGCAACAAAUGGGCUGUGAUAGUUAGGCUACUGCUGGGGGAAAUACCUGAACGGACGAUUUUUAUGCAGAAAGGCAUGGAAAAGGACUUGCAUCCGUACUUUGAGCUUACGAAUGCGGUUCGAAUUGGUGACUUGGAGCUGUUCAAAGGAGUUACUGAAAAAUUUGCUUCUACCUUUGAUAAAGACCGGACUCACAAUUUGAUUGUCCGUCUGCGUCAUAAUGUGAUUAGGACUGGACUUAGAAAUAUUAGCAUCUCCUACUCCCGCAUCUCGCUUGCAGAUGUAGCCACAAAGUUGAGAUUAGAUUCUCCAAAUCCAGUUGCUGAUGCUGAGAGCAUUGUGGCUAAGGCGAUCCGCGAUGGUGCAAUUGACGCAACUCUGGAUCACGCAAAAGGAUGGAUGCUUUCAAAGGAGACUGGUGACAUUUACUCCACCACUGAGCCGCAAUCCGCUUUCGACUCAAGAAUCGCUUUUUGUUUGAAUAUGCAUAACGAAGCUGUAAGGGCUUUACGUUACCCUCCUAACUCGCACAAGGAGAAGGAAAGCGCAGAGAAGAGGAGGGAACGCCAGCAACAAGAACAGGAACUGGCAAAGCAUAUUGCUGAAGAAGAGGAUGAUGAUUUUUGAUCAGUUUCCAUAGAUGCAUGAACACUUUUUUAUUUAAUUGCCACAUUUAAUUGGCGUUGUUAUACAUUUAACUUCACAUCUUAGAUUUCCUAGUUUUAUAAUCGCCAGUGCUUGAAAAAAUACCGAUAAAUCAAUGCAUUUUUUAUUCUAUUAGCUUUUCGAUCA